AGAGAGCAGCACUGCUCACCACCUCUGCACUGGAACAGUCCCUGUAGCUCUUAAUAAAGAGCUUUAAUCUAUAGAUCCAGAAGAAGUGGGAAAGAAGACCAGGGAAAGGAUGACAGGGGAAAAAACCGGGCUAGCUGGCUGAAGUUGCUUCAGAUGUCUUCCACUGGUGGGUGAGGUGCUUUGAAAGAGCCAUGAUGAGCUCCCAUGUGGGAGCUUCUAGUGUAAAUGGCUCGAACAGAGUUGGAGGAAGUGAAACUGAGGACACCAGUGAGGAAACCAGUACUAAUGAGACUCACACACCAAAGGUGGAGAGAUCUAGGCAAAGGAGUGUAGAUCCAGCAGGCGAGGGAAGGUCAAGUAAUGUGCUGGUGAGACCUGCACUGUCAGGGAGGAAAGCACAUAAAAAGACCUGCAGCAAGGACAACAAAGAAAGUGGGAGAGAGCAAAACCAAGACCGGGAUGAAGAGAGACUAAGUGCUGAAGAUUCAGAAGUCAGAAAAAGAGGGAAACAAAUGGAAAGAAGAAUCAUGGAAAGAGAUGAAACAUAUAAAGAUGAAGCACAACACAGACAGAGAAGAGAAAGUUCAUCAAGUAAUAAUUUUGACCUUCAGUUAAACAACAUUUUGGAAGCUGGAGAAGGAUCAAACAAUUUACAGAGAGGACACACAUGGCCUCGACCCCAGGGCAAUGGCUGCAACCGGACCAUCACUUCCAAUUUAAACUCUCUAUCCCCUCGGCCUGCUGCUCAUACCAGAUCCAUACCUCAGUCACCUCAGACACCUUCAUCCAGACCAGCUACAGGAGACUUGCACCUCUACUCAUUGAGUUCCCUCAGAGAGCCAGAUCCAUUCUGGGUGGAGGUGAGAACAGGGUCAGCAACUGGACGAGCUUUCACCUUCUCAGAGCUAGGAGGGGAAGAAGAGGAUGAGGGAGACGGGGAAAACGUGGAAGAUGGCGAUGAAGGAGGCAGUGGGGUGAUAAGGGUGGCGAGUCAAAGCAUGAACUCAGCAGUGGCACAGCCUUGUGUUUCUUUUGGGGAGAGGAGGAUGAGUAAAAGGGAGAAGAACAGGAUUAAAACUCUGCGACGGAGACAGAGGAGAAGGGAGAAAUGGAGGCAAAGUCAACAGCAAGAGAGCCGACAGAGUUCGACGGGAAACCCAUCCACCAGCAGCAGCGAGGAUGAUGAGGCCCUGACUACAGGGGACAGAGAGGGUUACAUUUGUGCUGUGUGCUUGGAUGUGUACUUCAGUCCUUACAUGUGCCACCCAUGCAAUCACAUCUUCUGUGAGCCCUGUCUUAGGACACUGGCUAAGAACAGCCCCACUAAUACACCCUGCCCCCUGUGCAGAACAAUCAUCACACAUGUUUUCUUCCAAAAAGAGCUAAACCAAACAGCAAGAACUUUCUUCCCAAAGGAAUACCUUUCCCGGAAACAGAACUUUCAGAAAGCAAGUUGUGCAAAGUGGCCUCUCCCAAGCUGCAGGAAACUCUUCCGCAUCUUUGGAGGCUUCCAGAGGCAGUCCAGUCCCAUUGCUAGACGCCAGUUCCCCCAUGGAGAGGGCUACCCACUGGACACCAUGGACUUUGAGGAUGACUCUCGAGGCUGGCGAUUUGACAUGGACAUGGUCAUCAUCUACAUCUACUCAGUCAACUGGGUUAUCGGGUUCUUCAUAUUCUGCUUUCUUUGCUAUCUCUUCUUCCCUUCUUUUUGAUGGCCCUGCCAGCAA
This is a messenger RNA of Archocentrus centrarchus (flier cichlid), 1727 nucleotides long. RefSeq names its product ring finger protein 180a (gene rnf180a). Bases 192 to 1712 code for a protein of 506 amino acids. NCBI's taxonomy places the organism in Eukaryota, Metazoa, Chordata, Actinopteri, Cichliformes, Cichlidae. Gene Ontology annotation, cellular component: endoplasmic reticulum membrane. Gene Ontology annotation, molecular function: ubiquitin protein ligase activity; ubiquitin conjugating enzyme binding. The record is from RefSeq and is a predicted model, not a curated record. The transcript is spliced from 4 exons. Gene Ontology annotation, biological process: serotonin metabolic process; protein polyubiquitination; norepinephrine metabolic process.